Molecule: messenger RNA, 1004 nt
Organism: Hydractinia symbiolongicarpus
Lineage: Eukaryota; Metazoa; Cnidaria; Hydrozoa; Anthoathecata; Hydractiniidae
Product: matrix metalloproteinase-9-like
Exons: 5
Coding region: 22-981 (319 amino acids)
Biological process (GO): extracellular matrix organization; collagen catabolic process; proteolysis
Cellular component (GO): extracellular matrix
Molecular function (GO): zinc ion binding; metalloendopeptidase activity
Source: RefSeq, a predicted model, not a curated record
AUAAACAAACUUAAUAAACCAAUGAGCUUGAAAAAAUAUAAAAGGAAGGGCACCUCUGCUGCAUUUCAUCUUCACUUGGAGUCGUUUAAAGAGAUAAACAUGAAGAUUGCUGUACUAUUAUUGACUACGUUGGUAGCUGUCAACUGUGACCUUGAUGUCAGGAAAUACUUGAAACAGUUCAGUUACUACAAUCCAAAUUCCUUUGAUCAAUCAAGCGUCAGUGAUGCCCUGAAAAGCUUUCAAAAAACAUUCGGUCUCAUCCCAACAGGUGUAGCUGAUGAAGCCACCACAAAAUUUAUGAAAACACCCCGUUGUGGAAGACCAGAUUUUAAGAGCAAUGCAUUUGCUGAUUCCAAAUGGCAGAAAACGGAUUUAACCUACUACUUCCACAACUACUCACCUGAUAUGAGUCAAUAUGACCAGGAAAAUUUAAUGGCAAAGGCUUUCAAAUUUUGGUCAGACGUAACACCUUUGAGGUUCACCAAGACUUAUGGAUCUGGCGACAUUGUCAUCUCAUUUGGUCAAAAUUCUCAUUACGAUGGCCGAAGGACGUGUGGUUAUCCUUUUGAUGGUGCAUCAGGAGUUUUAGCUCACGCUUUCUUUCCUCCAGAUGGUCGCCUUCAUUUUGAUGACGCUGAGCAUUAUACAAAGGAAAGUACCAGUGGUACAAACUUUCUAUGGGUUGCUACCCACGAAUUGGGACACAUUCUUGGAUUGGAACACGACACGACUUAUAAUGAUGCUGUCAUGUACCCAUAUUACCGUGCGUACACACCUGGUAUGAGCCUCCACAAUAAUGACAUCUACAGGAUUCAACGACAAUAUGGAAGCACUGGCACCGGCACUGGCACUGGUGGUGGUUCGACUUGCGUUGAUGAGAAUGUUGACUGCAGAGAUUGGCAAAGCAAUUGCAAUGGCGUUUCUGAUGACUGGACACAAUACAUGGCUACUUACUGCAAGAAAACAUGUAAUUUGUGCUAAAAAGAUAGUGCCUUCAUAAACUA